This is a messenger RNA of Parasteatoda tepidariorum (common house spider), 614 nucleotides long. NCBI's taxonomy places the organism in Eukaryota, Metazoa, Arthropoda, Arachnida, Araneae, Theridiidae. The record is from RefSeq and is a predicted model, not a curated record.
AUGAUGCAUGUUUUACCUUUGCAAGCACAAUUCCAUGUACCCAAAAAUCAGCAGGUGAAAACGAAUCACAGGCAUCCCAUUCUUGAAGUGAAAGUUGUGUUGAAUUUUAAUUUACCUGAUCAAGAAGAUGCAAUUAAAGGAUUUAUCCAAGAAUUCAAAGAUCGAAAACAAGAAUCGCGUUUCAAAGAUGUCGGCUAUGAUGGGGGAUUAGGAAAUAUCUCUGCGAUUGGCGAAUUUUUCAAGGAACUGAAUCUGGAAAAUAUCUGGAUGGGAGAUGGCAUUUUAAACUGCCUCAAAACUUUCUAUCCGAAUACUCGUCUAAAGGAAGCAUUAAAAGUUCGGAACACUGGUGGAUUUAUUAAAAAAGUUUAUGAUUGGACCGUAGAUAAGAAAUCCAUGGUGAGAAAUUCUUUGGAUUUGGAAGUGGAUGGUUUUAUAACAAAUUUUCCUAAAAAAGUACUCAAAGUGCUCAAAGAAGGGAAAUAUAAAAAGAAGUUCCGAGUUGCGAUCAAGUCUGAUUCUCCUUUCGAGAAGUUUAAAGGAUAAUAUACAUGUAAAUCAUUUAAUAAUAGACCAUUUUAUAUUAUCGUAUUAUUGAAAAAAUAAAAGCCAUU